UUGGCUAUUCAAUUACUUCUGGUCGUUUUGAUAAAUCUGGUCAUUAUUAUGCAACUGGGGCCCCACGUAUUCUCCGGAGAUCAGUUCGGAUCUUCUUUUGGCUACAGUGUUGCAGCAGUUGAUCUGAACAAUGAUGGUUUUGAUGAUUUGGUGGUUGGUGCUCCAUUUUAUCUCAAACCAAAAAUUGGUGGUGCCAUUUAUAUAUAUAUGGGCAAACCUAAUUCUCUUAUGCUGGCCACAAAUACAAAGCCUAUAAAGAUCCUCAGUCGGACAAUGAACGAGAAGGAAUGUCAUGCACUUCAAUGUGAACAUGCAAGGUUUGGCGCAUCUUUGGCAAACGCUGGAGACCUUAAUCAAGAUGGUUUCAAUGAUCUUAUUGUUGGUGCUCCUUAUGAAGGAAAUGGUGCCAUUUAUAUCUUCCAUGGAUCAGCCUCUGGCAUUGUACCCAAACCUUCCCAGAGAAUAUCAGCAACUGACCUGUCACAUCCAUUUAAGGCUUUUGGAGCAGCUCUUGGCACUGGUAUGGAUGUUGAUAAUAACAGCUACCCAGAUGUGUUGGUUGGCGCCUUUGAAUCAGAUUCAGUUGCUUUGCUUUAUUCUCGACCAAUCAUCACUCUCAAAUCUAACAUCACACUUUCUCCAGAAAUCAUUGAUCUUAAUGCCAAAAACAAUUGCCCACCUUCAAUUUCUACAUAUCUGUGUAUAGAAAUCCAGAUUUGCCUUACUUAUACUACACAAGCCAGCUUACCUAAUGAUGCAAUAAAAAUCAGAUAUAAAGUCAUUUCUGAGAAAUUUGAUCCCAAAGUCUUGAUUGUCAGGGCCUUGUUCCUUCAACCAACACCAGGUACCAACUAUGAGACAAGUGGUGAGCUGAAACUACGCAGAAAAAAUUCAGAGAAUUGUAAGAAAGUCCAAGCUUAUUUACGGGAUUCUUUUCGAGACAAGCUAAAUCCAAUCAAAUUCCAGUUCAGCUAUGAAUUAAUGGUACCAAAACCGGUUCGGACAAGUUCUCCACCAGAUAUUAAUUCUUAUCCAAUCCUUGACUUGAUCAAUUCUGAUAAGACAACUGAGGAAAGACAAGUUGAGAUUCAGAAAGAAUGUGGGAGUGACAAUCAGUGCCAAUCGGAUCUUGUUUUAUUUGCCAAACCAGUAAACCUUACAAAAGUCAAUGACAAGGAUCCUUAUGUCCUCAAUAAUAAAGAGACCAAUUCUUUACAGAUUCAGUUUACUGUUACUAAUCGAGGAGAACCUGCUUAUGAUACUAAACUCUUCUUGAGAAUUCCAGGAAAUCUUGACUAUCAAGGUGUGGAUUACAGCGAGAGCAAACAGCCUGUAGAUUGUGCUGCAAAGAACAAGACUUUAAUAUUAUGUGAUCGGCUGGGAAACCCUUUUCUCCAAGGUACAAGACUCUCUUUCAAGGUCAAACUGCAAGUGAAUGAUCCUGACUCUAGUACAAACAUCUUGAAACUGUAUGCUAAAAUCUCAACCACAAGUGAAGAAAUUAGCAUUGAUGAUACAACAGCAAACCUAACAAUUGAAGUCCUCAUUAUGACUGAUAUACACAUCACUGGUCGGUCAUCUCCAGAGCAAGUGGUUUACAGCGGUGAAGUCCGUGGUGAAAGUGCUGUUAAAACAGAAGAUGACAUUGGUCCUGCUGUUAAUCACACCUAUGAAAUCUAUAACAAGGGGCCUGGAUCGGUGCCAAAUUCCAGACUGACCAUCAAAUGGCCAUAUGAGUUGACUAGUUCUGGAGGUCAUGGAAAGCAUUUACUUUACUUAAUGCAACCCCCACAGGUAAUGGAAGGCAAUGUCAUUUGUCAACACCCAACCAUAAUAAAUCCAGCUUCUAUCAAGUUUAAGGGCCAGACAUCUGAUGAAGGAACAUCAUACAGUGUGAAACGUAGACGGCGUGAAACUGAACCGAAAGCCAGUGAAAUCAGCCUUACACCAAAAGCAAGAAAAAAAAGUGAAAGCUUGUCGUGCCAUGAUGGUGCUCGAUGUUACAUUAUUGACUGUCACCUGACGAACCUGAUGGCAGAAAAGAGUGCUGUCAUAAUCAUUCGGGCACGGCUAUGGGAAAGCACACUUUUAGAGGAUUUCCGCUCUGUGGAUGAAGUAAAUAUCAUAUCCAGUGCCUCUUAUGAAAUUAUUCAGGAUGAAGACAUUAUCAAGCAGACAGACGAUAGCAAUGACAAAUAUGAUAUUGUCACUGUGGCUAUUCCGGACAUUGACAUUGCACCUUCAAAAUCUGUUCCUUGGUGGGUAAUUCUUAUUGCCAUAAUCGUUGGAUUGGCGUUCCUCAUCUGUCUUGGAUUUAUUCUAUGGAAGUGCGGCUUCUUCAAACGGCGUAGCAGAGACCAAUUAAGGGCCUACCAUGUAAUUGUGGAAAAGAAUAACUUCAUCAGUUCCUUCUUCAUAUUCAUGCCUGUCUUUAACGCAUGUACUGGAGCUCUCUCUUCUUUCAAUUUCUUUAAAAGCGUUAAUUCCUGCAGGAAAUGCCUCUUCAACUUUUAUUUCUAUAUUUGUCUCCUCCAUGUCCCUCCCCCUCCUAGUUCUGAUGUACAUUCAGCAUCCUCGUCUUUGCAUUUUGCUUUAGCUACAUAUUUCUUCUGUAAAGAUGCAGCACAUUUUCUUUCCUCGCAUUCUAUGGUAGCUUUCAGCUUGUGGAGAUCCAGUCUGGCCGCGGCGACCAAUUAUAAGACGGCGUUCCGUAUCUGGUCUGCUUCGGUCACCAGGUAUGGUGGUACUCAGGGUCAAUCCCGGCCUGCUCGGUUGGUCAGGAUCGAUCCCGGUAUCAGAGAACAAACCGUCAGCCCACUCGUCGGUCGUUGA
This is a messenger RNA of Acanthosepion pharaonis, 2832 nucleotides long. The record is from the annotation of a GenBank genome assembly. Lineage: Eukaryota; Metazoa; Mollusca; Cephalopoda; Sepiida; Sepiidae.